Spodoptera frugiperda (fall armyworm) is the source of this 1077-nucleotide messenger RNA. RefSeq lists its product as uncharacterized. The record is from RefSeq and is a predicted model, not a curated record. Gene Ontology annotation, molecular function: N-acetyltransferase activity. Bases 90 to 797 code for a protein of 235 amino acids. NCBI's taxonomy places the organism in Eukaryota, Metazoa, Arthropoda, Insecta, Lepidoptera, Noctuidae. The transcript has 4 exons.
UCCAGUCGUUCAGUGCCUCAGAAGUCGUUUUAAAUUUAAAGCUUUAAAAGCGUCUCUGGCUCUAGUCUUUGCUCUUGCGAUAUAAAGCCAUGUCUACCCGCGGGUAUCCUAACGUGUGGAGUAAUUUUGAACGAAUUGUGGAAGACGGUAGGAUGUUAAAAUUCGAAAUAGAAGACAUUCCAGAAAGUAUGUGGAGUACAGCAGUGGAGUUCAUGCUCGGCAACUAUAUCCGUGAAGAUGUGUGGUGGAAAGCCGCUGGUACAGCGCUAGAUUUAGAGGCUGUACAAGAAUACCGCGUGCUGCUGACAUCGAUCAUUAGGCAGAAAAUGAGCGUGGCGUGCUUCCUCGCUGAAGGAGACGGCUCGGGACGCACACUCGUCGCUGUUAACAUGUGCUUGCCGCAGGAAAAGGGACGCUUCGUUGAACACAGGCCGCCCAAGUCCAAACCAGGUUUAUUAUCCCUACGAAUGUUCGCCGAGGCCAUGAAAGUGACAGCGAUUUAUGAUAAAUACAACGUGAACACGUACCUCAUGGGAGCUGGUUUGUCUGUCGCGCCCGAAUACCGGGGUCUGGGCAUUGCAGUAGAAUUGCUUAAGGCCAGAAUAAACCUUUCAAAGGAUCUGGGUUUCCGUGCAACAGGCGGCGUAUUCACAAGUGCAAAGGCACAGCGAGCUGCAGAAAAAGCGGGAAUGGAAUGUUUAUACCACAUAUCAUAUAAGAAAUUUGGAAAAAACUGCCAUAUUGUAUUUGAUUCGGACGCGGAGGACUUGAAAAUAUACGCUAUACGAACUGAAUAAACAAAUUCAAGUAAGACCGUAAUACACUUUGCAGAGAACAUAUUUAUUUUUCUUUUAAUGCCCUAGAGGUCGUAUUUCAAGAGUCAGCGCUGUACUGAAGUCAUGGUCUUGCCAGAAAAAAAGUAAACCUUGAUCUUUACGUAAUUUAAAAUAUUGAGAGGAUUCUUUUUCUUUCUUUUGUUUUUUUAUAGUAAAAUGUCUUUGAAACGUCAUAGACUUGUAACCAUUAGUUUUUAUAUCUAUCUUGAACAUGUCUUCGUGAAUAAAUGUGAAGAGAGAA